ACGGCACGAUGGUCGCGCAAGAAUGUGAUACAGCUUCGACGGCCGCCAUUUUCUUUCUUUCUUAGCUGUUAGCUGAGAGGAAGUCUCUGAACGGGCGGCAGCGGCUAGCGUAGUGUAACCAUGGCAGACUAUUCAACAGUGCCUCCACCGUCUUCUGGCUCAGCUGGUGGCGGCGGUGGCGGCGGUGGUGGUGGAGGAGUUAACGACGCUUUCAAAGAUGCACUGCAGAGAGCCCGGCAGAUUGCAGCAAAAAUUGGAGGUGAUGCUGGGACAUCACUGAAUUCAAAUGACUAUGGUUACGGGGGACAAAAAAGACCUUUAGAAGAUGGAGAUGGCUCUUGGACAAGUCCGAGCAGUACAACACACUGGGAGGGAAUGCCCUCUCCUUUUAAAGAUCAACCAGAUGCUAAGAAAGUUGCUCCUCAAAAUGACUCUUUUGGAACACAGUUACCACCGAUGCAUCAGCAGCAAAGCAGAUCUGUAAUGACAGAAGAAUACAAAGUUCCAGAUGGAAUGGUUGGAUUUAUAAUUGGCAGAGGAGGUGAACAGAUCUCACGCAUACAACAGGAAUCUGGAUGCAAAAUACAGAUAGCUCCUGACAGUGGUGGCCUUCCAGAAAGGUCCUGUAUGUUAACUGGAACACCUGAAUCUGUCCAGUCAGCAAAACGGUUACUGGACCAGAUUGUUGAAAAAGGAAGACCAGCUCCUGGCUUCCAUCAUGGCGAUGGACCGGGAAAUGCAGUUCAAGAAAUCAUGAUUCCUGCUAGCAAGGCAGGAUUAGUCAUUGGAAAGGGGGGAGAAACUAUUAAACAGCUUCAGGAACGGGCGGGAGUUAAAAUGGUUAUGAUUCAAGACGGGCCGCAAAACACUGGUGCUGACAAACCUCUUAGGAUUACAGGAGACCCAUAUAAAGUUCAACAAGCCAAGGAGAUGGUGUUAGAGUUAAUUCGUGAUCAAGGUGGUUUCAGAGAAGUUCGGAAUGAGUAUGGGUCAAGAAUAGGAGGAAAUGAAGGGAUAGAUGUCCCCAUUCCAAGAUUUGCUGUUGGCAUUGUAAUAGGAAGAAACGGAGAGAUGAUCAAAAAAAUACAAAAUGAUGCUGGUGUUCGAAUUCAGUUUAAGCCAGAUGAUGGGACAACACCUGAGAGGAUAGCACAAAUAACAGGACCUCCAGACCGAUGUCAACAUGCUGCAGAAAUUAUUACAGACCUUCUUCGAAGUGUUCAGGCUGGUAAUCCUGGUGGACCUGGACCUGGUGGUCGAGGAAGAGGUAGAGGUCAAGGCAACUGGAACAUGGGACCACCUGGUGGACUACAGGAAUUUAAUUUUAUUGUGCCAACUGGGAAAACUGGAUUAAUAAUAGGAAAAGGAGGUGAAACCAUAAAAAGCAUAAGCCAACAGUCUGGUGCAAGAAUAGAGCUUCAGAGAAAUCCUCCACCAAAUGCAGAUCCUAAUAUGAAGUUAUUUACAAUUCGUGGCACUCCACAACAGAUAGAUUAUGCUCGGCAACUCAUAGAAGAAAAGAUUGGUGGCCCAGUAAAUCCUUUAGGGCCACCUGUACCCCAUGGGCCCCAUGGCGUCCCAGGCCCCCAUGGACCUCCUGGGCCUCCAGGGCCUGGAACUCCAAUGGGACCAUAUAACCCUGCACCUUAUAAUCCUGGACCACCAGGCCCAGCUCCUCAUGGUCCUCCAGCCCCAUACGCUCCCCAGGGAUGGGGAAAUGCAUAUCCACACUGGCAGCAGCAGGCUCCUCCUGAUCCAGCUAAGGCAGGAACGGAUCCAAAUUCAGCAGCUUGGGCUGCUUAUUAUGCUCACUAUUAUCAACAGCAAGCACAGCCACCACCAGCAGCCCCUGCAGGUGCACCAACUACAACUCAAACUAAUGGACAAGGAGAUCAGCAGAAUCCAGCCCCAGCUGGACAGGUUGAUUAUACCAAGGCUUGGGAAGAGUACUACAAGAAAAUGGGUCAAGCAGUUCCUGCUCCGACUGGGGCUCCUCCAGGUGGUCAGCCAGAUUAUAGUGCAGCCUGGGCUGAGUAUUAUAGACAACAAGCAGCCUAUUAUGCCCAGACAAGUCCCCAGGGAAUGCCACAGCAUCCUCCAGCACCUCAGUGCAGGUUUGAUCCAGCCAGUAUAGAACUAGCUCUGUAGGGGUGAGGAGGACUGUGCUGUGUAUCAUCCUUGAUUGUGUUCCUUCAAGGAGCAUUGCACUGUAAGUACAUCAGAAUGACAAAUUGAUGAACUGCAACAGUAUCUUUUUGUCAAUGUUCCACAUAAUGCAAAUGCCAUACUUUGUGUGAAUAUUAUGUUGGAAUACAGUGCUGAUAUCUUGGAAAACCAUAACUGCUUCUUAAUUUAACAUAGAAUAAUACAUAGUUCUGUAUUUUUUUUAAAGUGAGCUUAAUGGGUAAGUAUUUUUUAUAUGCUUUAGCUAUAGCUAAAGAAAACUGAUACUUAACAAAGUUGAAUAGUAUUAUUCACUGGUGCUCCUGAAAUAUUGUUUUUCAGUGUAAAAUAUGCAUAUAUUCUAUAUUUAAUAUGAAAGUCUUGAAAUGUAUCAGAAGGGGAUUUCAGUUUGCAAAUAAUGAGCAAUGUAGCAAUUUUAACACAUUUCAUAAAUAUAUAUUUUGUCAUUUGUGGGGAGCACCAUUUGUUGUUUUGAAUAUACUUUAAAGGAAGAGGUACAAGGACAUAAAUGUUGAGAUUACCUACAGGAUGGAAAUAGCAGUACAGUUCAUUAUAGAUAUUUUGAAAUGUUUUUGAUUGUUUUAUAUAACCUAGAGUGACUUCCCUUACCCUUAUUUAGAUCUGGAUAUAUAGUUCUAGUUUGAAGUUUAAUAGUUAAGGAGUUAGCUAUUUGUUAUCUUUAAGAGUAGGGUAUUGACGUGAGCAAUUGCAGUAUUUUGCAUGAUACUGUUUUAUAGAUGACCUUUUAGGAAAGUGGUGCAUUUAUUAAUUGAACUGAAGAAGUAGUUCAGUUGAAUUCAGUAUCAUAACUCACAAAUUGGAGGCUGUUGAUUUUGAUUCAUUUAAGGUUUAAAAUCUUUAUUAAUUGCAAACAGUGCAAUUAUUUAUACUUCACAGUGCCUUCCCAGACCUUCCACCUUAGGUUCUGCUGCAAAAAGCACCAGGUAAGCACAACCUAAGGACAUAUAUAAAUAAAUAUUUCAGUACAUUAAUGUUGUCCCUGUGAGGUUUUUGUGGUUGUGUAUUCAAAGGCAAUCUGCUACUGCUUCCCCAAAAUGUAUUUUGUUAUUUUAUGCUACCAUCUUAGUGGAAAGUCUGUAAGUUGUUAAAGCAACUGUUUACAUUUCUGGGUAAUGUUUUUUAUUUUACUUUUUUUUUUUUUUAUUAAGACAAGAAAAUGAUGAGUAGAUUGCUGCAGUAAUUGAUCUACAUCCAAAUCUUUUUGUAUUUUUUCCCCAAAUAUAGAAGUGUUAAGAUUAAGAAAGGACAAUUACACAGUUUUCAAGAUUUAGGAAAUCACUUGUUCAGAAACUUCAACAGCCUUCACAAUCUGUUUUAUAUGAUGGACAGAAAAUUUCUUUGCCCUCCAAAACUAUAAUUUCUUUAUUUUUUUCUUAAACUAUAAUAAUUCAGUAAGGAUAUUAUGGGUUACAAUUUUAUUAUGUUUUUUUCUGAGACAAAAGUUAUAUGCUGAAAAAGGAAAAAGUUAUAAGGCAGUAUGUUUUGAUAAAAGGCAUGUGCAUCAGUGAAAUGUUAACUGUACAGCAAAUAACCUUUCAUAAUCUGUAGCAAUCAGUAUUUUUCUGAUUUAAUAAUAUUUUAAUAACUGACGCUGCAUUUAUAUAAUUUUUUUGCCAGUUUAAAAUGUUUGUGUGUUUUUAUAGAUGAUUUUAACUGGUACAUAUUUUGAGUUAAGAUGAAUGUAUGAAAGCAGCAUCUUAUCAGUUUUGUUUAUUCAAUUUCUAAAAUGUGCUGAUCCUUUUAAAACUCCUGCUUAUCUCUGCAACAAAGAAAAAUAUUCAAAAAUACUGCCUUCAUUUUCACACACAGUGCUGAAGAUGCUGCAAGCACCAAAUCAUAGCUCAUAAAAUCAGGUCCUGAGAUAGUUACCCAUAAAGAGGAAUCCUUUGAGUGUAUGCCAUUGGUGAGCCGAUGAGCAUGGACCAUAGAAGGGCUCAAUGUAGAAGGUAAAAUUGGCAAAUCAUAAUUGAGAAAUAUGAAAUGUAUUCCCAUACAUAAUAUGGUAUAGGGUGUAAUGUACCUGCUUUUGAUCACUUUUCAUUUUAAAGUGCUAUUCACUUGAUCUUAAAUGUUCCAUGAACUGUUAAAUUUCUUAAGUUACAUAGUUAUUACACCACAUUUAUGUGUAUGUUAUGUUUUAAUAGUCAAUGAUAGGUAUGUAAAUAUAAAGGGACUCAUUGAAACUUGAGAGCCUGUCGAGUUUUGGUUAGUUGUAGAUUGCAUUUUUAUUAAAAAAAUAUAGAUAGAUGAAUGAUAAUAGAUAUUGGGGCACUGUUUCUGUCUCAUGAGAAUUCUUUUAUUCAUUACCAUAAGCCUUCACUGAUAAUAUAAGCAUUAUUUUAAAUGACGCUGGUCUUAAAUCUGAAAUAAAUGGAAAGCAGAAAAGGUGAGCCAGUUGAUUUGAAUGCAUUGGAUAUUAGUGUUAGAAACAAUGUAUAGUUUAGAUUGAAAUUGAACUGACUUUAUUUAGCACUUAAACAAAAAUUUGACAAUGUUUUUGGUUUUUUUUUAAGACAGCUUAGUGUGGUGAUACUUAGAAUUCUAUGGUUUGAUGUUUCUUUUAGAAAUGAGAAGUAUAGUUUUAUUUUUUAAUAUCAAAAAUGGUUUUAAUACUAAAACUAGUAAUUUAAUACUAGUUGUUUAUAAACAUUGUAAAAUAUAUCUUUUAAACAAAUUAUCUUAGUAGUUAAUUCAUAAGGGUGGUUUUGGGUAGGAAUAGCAGAGUACCUUCAGAGGGAAAGGGGAGUAAUUCAGAAGUGAUAGCAUUUUAUUUGUUUGAAUACUCUGCCAGUAAAAUCAGCUCUACUUAGAAAGUUAUCUGUUGUGUAGAAUAAUGAUGUAGAGUUUACUAAUCAGUGAGGAUGUCUUGUUUUUAUUUUCUGCAAACUCUGCCUCACUUUAAAAUGCAUUUUAACAAUACCUAAUUAAAAAUAAUUUUGGUUCUGAAAAUAACCUUAUUUUUUGUUGAGUUAGUGACUUCAUUUUUCUUGUCACAAUAUAAGCUUUUGAGGGAUUUUUUUAAAUUGGUGCUUUUAAUAAGCAAAUCCCAGGGUUUUAUUUUCUUCAGUGAUACCCCUCUUAAAUGUAUUUGCACAUAUAUAUAUAUUUUUUCUUAUGCAUGCUCGAUGCAUUUUCGUCCUGAGAAAAAUGUUCUCUACAGAAACUACCCGUGUGUAAAAAGAAGAUUGGCUUAAAAUGGCUACUGUGAUGGGAACAGUGUCUUAGGGAGAUGCAGCUUGGACUUGAGGUAAAUUGAAUACUUUACAAACUGUGGUUUAGAGUUUGCUUUAAUGACAUUGUAUGUAAAAGGUCACAUGAUAGCUGUAAUUUUGUAUUCAUUAUGGUUUCCUCAAUAAAUAAAUGUACAUUGAUGAAUAUUA
Molecule: messenger RNA, 5585 nt
Organism: Macaca mulatta (Rhesus monkey)
Lineage: Eukaryota; Metazoa; Chordata; Mammalia; Primates; Cercopithecidae
Source: RefSeq, a predicted model, not a curated record